This is a messenger RNA of Hordeum vulgare subsp. vulgare (domesticated barley), 3099 nucleotides long. Its product is annotated as chloride channel protein CLC-c-like. Gene Ontology annotation, biological process: transmembrane transport; chloride transport. Gene Ontology annotation, cellular component: intracellular membrane-bounded organelle; plant-type vacuole membrane. The record is from RefSeq and is a predicted model, not a curated record. Lineage: Eukaryota; Viridiplantae; Streptophyta; Magnoliopsida; Poales; Poaceae. The transcript is spliced from 8 exons. Gene Ontology annotation, molecular function: voltage-gated chloride channel activity. The coding region runs from base 279 to 2696 and encodes 805 amino acids.
CGAACCGUCCCUCGCACAACCUGUAACACCACACCCAUGUUGCUCAUCCGCAGCUUGUACAUCACGCCCAGGUUGCUCCGGCUCCGCGGCGCAGCUGUGUAUAUAAAUAUGAGCAGAGAUACAGAGGGGAAGGGGGCAUUCGGUCGGGUAGGGACAAGCACACACCGAUCGGCGAUGAGCGGUACGUGCUCUGGAUGAUCACCACGAGUCCUUGGCCUCGUCGCCGGCUCAAGCUCGAGUUUUCUUCAUAGCUAAGUUGUCAAGAGGACGGCAGGCAAAUGGAUGGAGGCCAGUCGCCACGGCCUCAGCAGCACCACCGCACGCCGGAGCGAGAGGGGAACAACAACUACGACAUCGAGCGCAUGGACGGUGCACGAGAAGGGGAGCGGUGGCAGAAUGGUUCUUCUGACGCGCUGCUUCGGUACGACGACCGCCAGAGCGUACACGAGCCGCUCAUGCGGAAACGCACCAUUAACACCGCCUCCCAGAUCGCUAUUGUUGGUGCCAACAUUUGCCCCAUCGAGAGCCUCGAUUACGAAGUUGUGGAGAAUAACCUUUUCAAGCAAGACUGGCGGUCAAGAAAGAAGAAGCAGAUAUUUCAGUACAUUGUUAUGAAGUGGACUUUGGUGCUUCUGAUCGGCCUGUUGACCGGACUUGUUGGCUUCUUCAAUAACCUUGCAGUCGAAAAUAUUGCUGGACUAAAAUUGCUAAUCACAAGUGAUCUUAUGCUCAACCAAAGGUAUUUUACUGCAUUUUUGGCGUAUGGAGGUUCCAAUCUAGUCUUGGCAGCAGCAGCUGCAGCAAUAUGUGCUUACAUUGCACCUGCAGCUGCUGGAUCUGGUAUUCCCGAAGUUAAAGCAUAUCUUAACGGAGUCGAUGCUUAUUCUAUACUGGCUCCUAGUACACUUUUUGUGAAGAUAUUUGGUUCAAUACUUGGAGUUUCAGCCGGAUUUGUACUUGGAAAGGAAGGUCCAAUGGUACAUACGGGGGCGUGCAUUGCAAACUUACUUGGUCAGGGAGGGUCACGCAAGUACCAUCUUACAUGCAAUUGGCUAAGAUAUUUCAAGAACGACAGGGAUAGGCGGGAUUUGAUUACAUGUGGGUGCGCAGCUGGAGUGGCCGCUGCCUUCCGCGCACCUGUUGGUGGCGUCCUGUUUGCUCUUGAGGAAGCAGCAUCAUGGUGGCGAAGUGCUCUUUUAUGGAGAGCAUUCUUUACAACUGCUGUUGUUGCUGUCGUGUUGAGGACUCUGAUUGAGUUCUGUCGCAGUGGAAAGUGUGGUCUCUUUGGGCAAGGUGGAUUGAUUAUGUUUGAUCUCAGUUCAACUGUUGCAACUUAUAGUACUCCGGAUCUACUUGCAAUAAUUAUCCUUGGAAUAAUUGGUGGUAUAUUCGGAGGCCUCUUUAACUUUCUAUUGGAUAAAAUUCUUCGUAUUUACAGUAUUAUCAAUGAGAGAGGUGCCCCGUCCAAGAUCCUUCUCACUAUGAUAGUAUCGGUUAUCACAUCAAUGUGCUCCUAUGGCCUCCCUUGGCUAGCUUCGUGCACACAAUGCCCCGUGGAUGCCAUGGAGCAAUGUCCCACCGUUGGUCGCUCUGGAAACUAUAAGAACUUUCAGUGCCCACCGGGGUAUUACAAUGGUAUGGCAUCACUGUUCUUUAACACAAACGACGAUGCCAUCCGCAAUCUUUUCAGCACUGGAACUGCGACUGAGUACCAUAUGUCUAGUCUCUUCAUCUUCUUCGUCGCAAUUUAUUGCCUUGGCCUUGUAACUUAUGGGAUUGCUGUCCCAUCUGGUCUCUUUAUCCCAGUUAUCCUUGCUGGAGCCACAUACGGUCGAAUAGUGGGUACGCUUUUGGGAUCCAUAUCAAAUCUUGACCCUGGACUUUUUGCACUUCUUGGUGCGGCCUCUUUUCUCGGUGGGACAAUGAGAAUGACGGUGUCAGUCUGCGUGAUCCUUCUAGAACUCACCAAUGAUCUGCAAAUGCUCCCUUUGGUCAUGCUUGUUCUUCUAAUAUCGAAGACCAUCGCGGACAGCUUUAACAAGGGGGUUUAUGACCAGAUAGUGGUAAUGAAAGGUUUGCCGUACAUGGAGGCUCAUGCUGAACCGUACAUGAGACAUUUGGUUGCUGGUGAUGUUGUGUCGGGCCCACUAAUCACAUUUUCAGGUAUCGAGAAGGUAGCGGACAUUGUUACUGCGUUGAGGAUCACUGGCCACAAUGGAUUUCCAGUGGUUGAUGAGCCACCUCUAACAGAAGUGCCUGAGUUGGUUGGGCUUGUGAUCAGGUCUCAUCUAUUGGUUUUGCUGAAAGGCAAGAUGUUUAUGAAGGAGCGGGUAAAAACCAGCGGUAGCUUUGUUAUGGAAAGGUUCGGUGCCUUUGACUUUGCUAAGCCGGGGUCAGGGAAGGGUUUGAAAAUUGAGGAUCUACAUUUCACUGAUGAGGAGAUGCAAAUGUAUAUUGAUCUCCAUACGAUUGCAAACACGUCACCAUAUACGGUGGUUGAGACAAUGUCACUAGCAAAAGCUGCUCUCCUAUUUCGAGAACUAGGAUUGAGGCAUCUCUUGGUUGUUCCAAAGACUCCAUACAGGCCUCCCAUUGUUGGAAUUCUCACAAGGCAUGAUUUUGUGGAGGAGCAUAUCCACGGCCUAUUCCCAAGUUUCAAUCCUCACAACUUCCAUUCAACCUCGAUGGGAGGUUGACUGUGAAAAGUUUUGUGUUUCUUCCCAUCUACAGAAAUCAUACAAGUCUUAUGUACAUCAAUUAGAUUGCUCUUGUGUGAUAAUAAUUUGGCCACAUGGUUGGACGCCUGCCCAGUGUCAGAAGGUCAAAGAAGUUCGUGAACUAAAGACAAGGAAGCCGGUGACCCUAGUUGUCUGUUGUAAUCAUAUGAGAGGAAUUACUGUACAACUGUAGAGUAAACAUUCAAAGUCUGGAACUGGAAAGAUGAACAUACAUGAUACAUUUCCUACAAAGCAUGUUUGAGUCCGAGGUUUGUGUGUGUGUGUGUGUGUGCGCGCGCGUGUGUGUGUUUGCGAAGAGUCUAAGGGUUUAGUUAAGAACUUCUAAAAAUAUUUAAACAAGUCUCAUUCUCAUUUGCAAGUA